GGGAAGGCGCGGCUGCUCACGCACUGGGAGCAGAUGGACUACGGGGUGCAGUUCACGGCCUCCCGCAAGUUCCUGACCAUCAUGCCCAUCGUCCUGUAUUUUCUAACCAGCUUUUACACCAAGUACGACCGGAUACACUUCGUCAUCAACACCAUCUCCCUGAUGAGCGUCCUGAUCCCCAAACUGCCGCAGUUCCACGGGGUCCGGAUCUUUGGGAUCAACAAGUACUGA
This is a messenger RNA of Merops nubicus (carmine bee-eater), 231 nucleotides long. RefSeq names its product ORM1-like protein 3. The record is from RefSeq and is a predicted model, not a curated record. Gene Ontology annotation, biological process: intracellular sphingolipid homeostasis; ceramide metabolic process; negative regulation of ceramide biosynthetic process. The annotation marks the transcript as partial. The transcript has 2 exons. Lineage: Eukaryota; Metazoa; Chordata; Aves; Coraciiformes; Meropidae. Gene Ontology annotation, cellular component: endoplasmic reticulum membrane.